Molecule: messenger RNA, 3477 nt
Organism: Aspergillus melleus
Lineage: Eukaryota; Fungi; Ascomycota; Eurotiomycetes; Eurotiales; Aspergillaceae
Product: MIZ zinc finger domain protein
Exons: 1
Coding region: 1-3477 (1158 amino acids)
Biological process (GO): protein sumoylation
Molecular function (GO): zinc ion binding; SUMO ligase activity
Source: RefSeq, a predicted model, not a curated record
AUGACUUCUCAAAUCCCGGCGGUUCUCCAUGGCCAUCUGCAAUCGUCGAAUUCCACUGCGAGCAUUUUUCUAGGCGGCGUGCGGAGAUCGUGGAUGGACAAUCCUUCCUCCGCCUCCACCACUUCAACUUCAACUGCUGCUGCUGCAACGGCGACCACGGCGUCUCUCCAGCUCCCUUUGCGUCCAGGCAUGCCAACUCCGGUUCUCGUGCCUCCCGCGUCGUCCCCGUCAACGUGCCGGAGCCAGCAGAAUGACGCCGUCGCCUCCCCUCCCCAGCCUCCCCCACAACCGCAUCCACCACAGCCUCUACCGCAAUUUCGCCUUCAAUCUCAGUCGGUCGCGCGACCUCAAUCCAAUGUGGUGCCCCCCGUCACUGUCAUCCAUUCUCCGCCGUCGUACUCCUCGAGCCAUCCUCAACCUCAACCGCCUGCUCCCACUGCCCCCGACCCUCCGCCGCCGCCCGUGACCGUGUCGCUCGACAACAAUCUUCCUCCGCCCCCCACGCAGUCAGCGCAACCCUCGCCGACGGCUUCGUUGUCGUUGUUAAAUCUGCAGGCCUCGUCGGCUCCUCGACCCCGUGACAGUCCGACCGGUGUCCAGUCCCCGUCCAUCCCCCCGCGACCGGCCCUGCAGGUGAACACGGGAGUUCCGACUCCGCCGCCGACGAGAACGAGCGAGGGGGAGGCGGGCGAUUCUGGCCGGAGUCCGUUGAAUCAUGCGGAGAUGCAAUUUGAUGCCCGGGGAAACCCGCCGCAGCAGAUGCCUCAUUCCCAGACCGUUCAGACAAGCCAUUCGCACCCGCACGUCCCGGCCGUCGCCGUACUCCAGUCGCAACGACAAGAUGAAGUUCAGCCAUCCCACCGCCAACCCCAGCGACAGCGCCCGUCGAAUGCGCAGGGCUCGUCUAUGUUUAUUCCCACCAUUGACGGCGCGUUCUUCGAGUGCUCAGUGGGCAGGCUGACCAAAUACAUUGCCUACUUGGAGCGAACCGGCCAUCCUCCCCAGCCGUACCAAAACGCGCGCUUACAACUCCUGAUCGAAGCCUGCGUCAACCAGGACUGCUUGUAUCUUGCCAUUCACCAGGUGUAUUGUCUCUACAGUUUUUCCCCGUCCGAAUUCUUCAAUUUGCCGUACUUCACGGAGCAGCAGGCGCGGGGUCUAGCGGUCAUUGAAAAGGUCAUGGUGCCGAACAGUGAGGUGUCGCGCGAUUUUCUGCGCUGGUCGGCUCACUUUCCAAAUCCGGUAGUGGUCUUGAUGCAAACGCCCAUCUACCAUCAGGCCGUGCAGAGGGCCGCGAUUUGUCUCGGUCGGCUUGCGGAACAGUGGGGGACUUACGCCGCACAUGUCUUCGCCCGGGGUUUCCCUCCCUUCGCGGCGGAGCUAAUGGAGGGCUUUGGCAUCACUUCGUCCUCCCUGGCCUACACCAUCUUCCUGUCGAGCUGUCGACAGCUAUGCAAAGGCAUUAGCGAAGACGUGGUCAAGAGGGUCUGGAAUCAAGACUUGCUGAACUUCCAGCGGCGCCGCACGCACGCCGUAUCCGGGACUCAGAUUCGACAGGAGAACGCCGAUGUCAUUCGAUUGUAUCAGUCACUUCUCGUCUCGAAUAGCCCUACAGGCUCAGGGCCGCAACCACCACCAUUACCACGGCAGCAGCCAACGGGUCAGCAACCAGUACAGUCGCCCAAUCCAGCCGUCCCGGGACCGACUGUUCACACGGCGUCGUUUGCCAUGACGCGACCGACCGGCAUCCCAAGCCCUCAACCCUCUCAAUCCCCACAAAUGCCCGGGACGGGUCAACCGGUGAUUGCGUCGCCGCAGAUGGCGACAGGUCCCCCGAAUGCGCCCCCGGUGCCGUCCGCUCAGGCCCCUCGCCGCGGACGCCCGCGCAGAGCAAACGGAGUAGUACAACAGCCACCUCCUCCCGUAUCGACUCUGGCACCUGGACCUGCGCCCGGCGGCGUUGCACCACAAAUGGGACUGCCCUUCCAACAAAUGGUGUUCCCAUCUCAGCUGGUUCAAUCCUUCUCCCCGUGCCAGGCGUCGUCGCCUACACAGCGUUCUGUCCCGAUCCCCGCCCAACCGCAGAUCCCAACCGGGGUGUGGCCCAAUGGAGUGCAGUCGCCAGGUGGCCCGCGAGCCCAUGCCAGCCUGCAACGCCCUCCUCAUCCUGUUCGUCCUACCCAUCCUUCAUUUCAUUCUCAGAUCCAAUCUCAACCUCAGCCGUAUCCCUAUUACCGUUCUGCUCCUGGUCAUACGGCCCAGCCAUUGCUCCCCCCGCCCGGACACAGACCAUCGACCACCUCUCGACCUCAUCCUCUCCGUGACGCGCUUCACCAAGCCCACCUCAGAGGCCCGGUGAAUGAGGUGCAGGCCCCGCCACACGAGCAAGAGGCUGGACUGUUUCAAUACAUCAGCGGUUUCGCCCGGAAACCCGUACCAUUAGGCACUGAGGAGUGCACAUUCAAAUGGCAAUUUGAAUUGUCGCGGUCCGAUCUUGAUCGCGUACCGGCCUCUCAACUUCCCUCGUUGGGCCAGCGCGCGGUGCGUUCCUACAAGGACGGCUCCCAGAUCCACCGGCUACGAUGCAUCCGCGUAGAUCCGGCGACCUCCGAGGUCAGCGAACAGGCAUGGUGCACCGCCGAAUCUAUCUGGCCCAGCGUGAUCUACGUGUUCAUCAACGACGCGGAGGCUUACGUGCGGCGAAAGGUUCAUAACGGCAAAGACCUUCCCUUGGACAUCAGUCACUACCUCCGCGAGGGUCUCAACACCGUGGCUUUAUAUUUUCUUCGCAACGCGGCCGAAACCCGAGACUUGACGUACGCCAUGGCCGUCGAGGUGCUAAACAUCGUCAGCUUUCCCAGAGCGAAGGGGCUCGCACAGCCGCUAGCCGCUGCGGAGUCCCGCGAGCAGAUCCAAACCCGCCUCUCCCCGGGUCAGCAGCAGCAGGAUGACGAAGUGAGCAUCGUCAGCGACAAUCUCACGGUCGAUCUUGUGGAUCCCUUCAUGGCCAGGGUUUUCGAUACUCCCGUACGCGGACGCUUCUGCGGUCACCGGGAGUGCUUUGACCAUGACACCUGGAUCUUGACUCGAGCGUCCAAAUCGGGGAACGCGCCACUGAAGGAGGACUGGAAAUGCCCCAUCUGCCACCAGGAUGCCCGGCCUCAAAGCCUCGUCGUUGACGGCUUCCUAGUCGAAGUCCGCGAGGAAUUGGCGCGCACCAAUCGACUUGAUACCGCACGAGCCAUACAGGUCAAAGCCGACGGCUCGUGGCAAGUCAGGGCCGAAACAGAGGCUCCGGACCGGAGUGAUCCUGACCGAACCACUUCGAAGCGAAAGUCCAACGGCGUCAACAGUCCAGAUACUCCGGCCUCCCGGAAGCAACCCAAGGUUGAGCAGCGACGGUCGUCCACUACGAACGGCGACACCAGUGCUCAGCCAUCUCACCAACAACCCCCCGAAGUCAUAGCCUUGGACUAG